This is a messenger RNA of Ochotona princeps (American pika), 1072 nucleotides long. It is a transcript of the gene LRMDA, whose product is annotated as leucine rich melanocyte differentiation associated. Gene Ontology annotation, molecular function: protein binding. Gene Ontology annotation, biological process: melanocyte differentiation. The record is from RefSeq and is a predicted model, not a curated record. The transcript is spliced from 7 exons. The coding region runs from base 304 to 984 and encodes 226 amino acids. Lineage: Eukaryota; Metazoa; Chordata; Mammalia; Lagomorpha; Ochotonidae.
GAGAGGGCAGGCGAGGAGCGGCGUCACGCCGUCGGGGAGCGUGGAGCCCGGCGCGCGGCGGGCUACCUGGCGCGGCGCACGUGAAGCGGCCCCGGCUCACCUGCACGGGGGGCCCGAGCGAGGCGAGGCGCGCGGCCGCCAAUAGCACCGCCGCGGUCCGAGCGCCCGGCAGCGCCUCGGGCUUCCGCCGGGUCAGCUGACUGCUGCCCAGUGCGGAACUGCGAACCCGGCCCGCGCGCCUCGCCGCCCGCCCCGCCUGCCGUGCUGCACGCCUGCCCGCCCGCCCGCCGCGUCCUGGCUACCAUGGCCGGGCUCGUGGUCAGUGGAACUCAAGUGUCCUACAUAGGCCAGGACUGUGAAGAAAUCCCAGAGCACCUUGGCCGGGACUGCGGACAUUUUGCGAAGAGGCUUGAUUUGAGCUUUAACCUCCUGAGGUCACUGGAAGGACUGGGGGCGUUCGGGAGCCUGGAGGAACUCAUCUUGGACAACAAUCUGCUGGGGGACGACCUCGUGUUGCCAGGGUUACCGCGGCUCCAUACCUUAACCCUCAACAAGAACCGAAUAUCUGAUUUGGAGGGUCUGCUUAAUCACCUGGCAGAAGUGACCCCAGCUCUAGAGUAUCUCAGUCUGCUAGGAAAUGUGGCAUGUCCCAAUGAGCUCGUCAGCUUGGAGAAGGAUGAGGAAGACUACAAGAGAUACAGGUGUUUUGUCCUGCACAAGCUGCCCAACUUAAAGUUUCUGGAUGCCAAGAAGGUAACCAGACAAGAGCGAGAAGAGGCAUUGGUCAAAGGGGCCUUCAUGAAAGUGGUGAAACCCAAGGCUUCCAGUGAGGAUGUCAUGCCCUCUCCAGAGCGCCACUACACACCCCUGCCUUCUGCCUCCAGGGAGCUCACCAGUCAUCGAGGUGUCCUGGGCAAGUGCCGCUACGUUUACUAUGGGAAAAACUCGGAGGGCAACAGGUUUAUCCGAGAUGACCAGCUCUGAAGCCACGUCCUGUAUGCCUCUGCCCACUUUGUGAAAAUAAAGCAAAAGGGAAAAGCCAAAAUAAAGCAACAGCUGCAGAACCAAACAA